CACACCGCCAACCGACCGCGGUACGAGGCAGAAAUCUCAAAUAUAUAUCUAUGACUAAUUCUGUGCAAUUUUGAGGGGUGCUGGGCAACUCUCCAAUAAUACUAUUAGCAACCAUGGACCUCACCCGGCAGAGUCGCGUCGCGAUCUUGCAGCAUACCAUCACGAGUAUCACCAAUCAUCCCUUGCUGUCCAUUCUGGCACUUUUCACCUCCAUCUGUAUCAUCACGCGAAUCCGCUCAGGCAUCAGAUUUCGGUCCAGCAUCUCGAAACGACGACGACAACAACAAAGACCCUCGCAAAAUGGUCCUGGAGACGCAGCUGCACAACCCCCUAUCCCGCCGUACUGGAUCCCAUGGCUCGGCCACGGCGUCAACUUCGCCCUCGGUGGCACAGACUAUCUAACGCGAACGGCGCGGUCUCUGGGUGCCCACGGCUCCCUCUACACUCUGUGGAUGGCCAACUCGAAACACCACAUGGUCACCGUGCCGGGCAUCGAGCGCCAACUGAUAUCGAAAAACGCCCCCGUCACGAUGGAGCCGUUCAUCUACCACGUCAUGCAGAGUUUCUGGGACGACCGCGGCGCCACGAGAGCCACAGAGCCCAAGGCACUAUGGGGGUCGGUCCACGGUGCGCUUUCAGACAUGUUGCGCGAGGACUUCGUCUCCAGCGCGCUCAAGGACACCGUCGAGGCCCUCGAGCACGAUACGUGGAACCUGGUCUCUGGUGCGUCCAGCGAAGUCGACCAAGCGAUAUGGGAGCGCGAAGCCCACGUCGACAUCGUAUCCCAAAACUGUGACGACGGCAGCUUCGUCGCCGAAGCCGAACUCUUCCAGCUUGUGCGGUACUUCGUUGGCAACAUUGCCACCACGGUCCUCAUGGGCCGUGACUUCACGAGGAAUUAUCCAAACAUCAUGCACGACCUAUGGGAGAUGGACACGAGAUUCAACCUCUUCGUUGCCGGCACGCCGCGGUGGUUCCCGGGCAUGAUCCGCCCCGCCGCGGCGCGCGAACGUGUCAUCUCCGCCAUCGGAGAGCAUCACGACGCGCUGUUCAAGUACCUUGACGGAGAAGAUCCGGGCCCGAAUUGGAGCGACAUGUCCGACGUGGCGGCCGUGAUCGUCACGCGAGCGCUCGAGUUCCGCAAGGCUGGGGCCUCUCCUAGAGGAUGGUGCACGGGGAACGGCACGGUGAUGUGGGCGAUGAACAUCAAUUCCAACCCCGUGGUCUUCUGGUUGAUAUGGUACGUCUUCAGUGACGCGUGCCUGCUCGAGGAACUGAGGCGGGAGAUCGCGCCGUAUGUAAGGUUCAGGCACGCCGAGGAUAAUGGUCUCCCGAUCAAAGAAGCGCCGAAGCUGGAGAUCGACCUGGCCUCGCUGUGGGCGAAGUGUCCGCUGUUGAAAGGCGCCUUUUUCGAGGCGAUGCGCCUAGAGGCCGCGAGUAUGUCGUACAAACAGCUCAUGGACGACUUUGUGGUCACUGAGACGGACGAAGAUGCUAAAAUGCUGGGGAAGAGCCACCCACAGUCGUUCUUGUUGAGGAAAGGCGACUACGUGGCCGUGCCCCAUGGCGUGCAUCAGAGCGACGAGAAGUACUUUCGUGAUCCGAUGAGGUUUGAUGCCAGGAGGUUCUGGAUCAAGGAAGGCGAUGAAAAGAGCGCGAGUCCGGAUGAUCCCGGUGGUGCCAGGGUCGAUUAUGGGACGAUGAGGGUCUGGGGAGGUGGGAAGAACAUGUGUAAAGGGAAGACGUUCGCGGAGAGGGAAGUUAUUCUGUUUGCUGCGGCGAUCAUCAUGCAAUGGGAUAUGGAGCCAGUUGGGAAUGGUGGCAAGUGGGUUCAUCCUGGGAGGAAAAUGGGCGCUGGCGCCGUCAAUCCGGUCAAGCCGGUCAGAGUCAGGAUGAAGAGACGAGAGGCAUGGUGAAGUCUCUGCGAUUGUGUCUUGCCCACCGGGGUCUGUUGGGCUGGUGCCGGCUUUGCUUCACGAGGCGUACGCGCGCUGAUGAUCUUCUCCUUCUGAUAGCUGGUCAACAUCGACGAUCAAUGCUGGCUGACAACUAUUUGAGAGCCUCUGCGACGAUAUGCAGCAUAUGAACGAAAUAUAUUGCCAUCUCACUCACUUAUGACGAGGCACAACAGUCUGUUUCGAAUAUGAAUGUUGGCCAUUUCAGUCCUGUCUUGGAUGGGCAACAUACAACGUCGGAGAGAAAGACCAGGAAAUUCAAUCGGGUCAGGUCUUCAGCCUCCAGAGUGUUUCUGUACUGACAAGAUCGAACUGAGGUGAUGCGUCCUGCCUUUCCAUCUAGCAAGCAGGCGUCCAGGCAUAUUUUAGCAUGCAGAACGGACCUCGUCACAACUGAUUCCGUCCAGCAAAGGUGCGGAGGUUAUGGUGUUGGGAAACUUGUUGAUCUUAGCUUGUCUUUGCUUUGGCUAUAUAUGAGUCGG
Molecule: messenger RNA, 2437 nt
Organism: Exophiala xenobiotica
Lineage: Eukaryota; Fungi; Ascomycota; Eurotiomycetes; Chaetothyriales; Herpotrichiellaceae
Exons: 1
Coding region: 114-1916 (600 amino acids)
Molecular function (GO): heme binding; oxidoreductase activity, acting on paired donors, with incorporation or reduction of molecular oxygen; monooxygenase activity
Source: RefSeq, a predicted model, not a curated record